CGGGGUGGGCCUGGCCCGAGCGCACUUUGAGAAGCAGCCGCCCUCCAACCUGCGGAAAUCCAACUUCUUCCACUUCGUGCUGGCCAUGUACGACCGGCAGGGACAGCCCGUGGAGAUCGAGCGCACCUCCUUCGUCGACUUCGUGGAGAAGGAGCGGGAGCAGAACGGCGAGAAGACCAACAACGGGAUCCACUACCGCCUGCAGCUGCUCUACAGCAACGGGGUACGCACCGAGCAGGACCUCUACGUGCGCCUCGUCGACUCCAUGUCCAAGCAGGCCAUCAUCUACGAGGGGCAGGACAAGAACCCCGAGAUGUGCCGGGUGCUGCUCACCCACGAGAUCAUGUGCAGCCGCUGCUGCGACAAGAAGAGCUGCGGGAACCGCAACGAGACGCCCUCAGACCCCGUCAUCAUCGACAGCGCUGAACGAGCCCACCAUCGACUAUGGCUUCCAGCGGCUGCAGAAGGUCAUCCCGCGGCACCCCGGGGACCCCGAGCGCCUGCCCAAGGAGGUGCUGCUGAAGCGCGCGGCCGACCUGGUGGAGGCUCUCUAUGGGAUGCCACACAACAACCAGGACCUGAUCUUGAAGCGCGCGGCCGACAUCGCCGAGGCUCUGUACAGCGUUCCCCGCGGCCCCGCGCAGCUCUCCUCGCUCGGCGGCACGCACGGCCCCGGCGCCGUCGUGGGGGUGAACUCGUUCGGCAGCCAGCUGGCCGUCAGCAUCGGGGACGCGGCG
Molecule: messenger RNA, 737 nt
Organism: Numida meleagris (helmeted guineafowl)
Lineage: Eukaryota; Metazoa; Chordata; Aves; Galliformes; Numididae
Gene: EBF4
Product: early B-cell factor 4
Biological process (GO): regulation of transcription by RNA polymerase II
Molecular function (GO): DNA-binding transcription factor activity, RNA polymerase II-specific; RNA polymerase II cis-regulatory region sequence-specific DNA binding
Source: RefSeq, a predicted model, not a curated record